This is a messenger RNA of Vigna umbellata (rice bean), 998 nucleotides long. Lineage: Eukaryota; Viridiplantae; Streptophyta; Magnoliopsida; Fabales; Fabaceae. The record is from RefSeq and is a predicted model, not a curated record.
AUGGCUGGCUUAAUAUCUUGCUUUUCAGGAACUCUAAAAUUGUGUACUAUUUGUCUUUUUUUUUUCCUUUCGCAGAUUGAAAAGCUUAGUGACACACAAUGCCAGCCUGAAUCACAGCUUAAGUUCAUAACGGAGGCCUGGUUACAGAUUGUUGAAUGCAGGAGGGUGCUGAAGUGGACAUAUGCAUAUGGGUACUAUUUACCGGAGCAUGAACAUGCUAAAAAGCAGUUCUUUGAGUACUUACAAGGUGAGGCAGAAUCUGGUUUGGAGAGACUUCAUCAAUGUGCUGAAAAGGAAUUACAGCUAUUCCUAAAUGCCGAUGGGCCAUCCAGAGAAUUCAAUGACUUCCGCACCAAACUAGCUGGAUUGACCAGUGUGACUAGAAACUACUUCGAGAAUUUGGUGAGGGCAUUGGAGAAUGGUUUAUCUGAUGUGGAUAGUAAUGGGGCUGCUUCGAGCAAAGCAACGAGCUCCAAAAAUGCAGCAGGGAGCAGCAAAGGGAGAGGAGGAAGAGGAAAAACAACUAUCCGAACUAGCAUAUCCAGCAGAAUGACUGAUGAUAAUCAUUGGUCUUGUGAACAUUGUACCUAUGCAAAUGUUAGGUCUGCCACCACAUGCCAGAUGUGCAAUCAACAGCGGCGAUGACUUGGAUCCUCCAUUAGAAAAAAAUGUUUUCUGCCUCAGGCCAAUGCACCGAAAGCUGAAAUGGAGUCUUUACUUCCUGUUAUAUCAUAUACUGGCUCCCUUUUUGUAAGGCUGUUUUAAUGUGAAAGGGGGUUAAGUCGCGUAAGAAAGGUUAUCCUCCUCGCACGCCUAUCCUAUUGGAUACACCACAAUUUAAUGUAUAUAAUGUUUUAUCUUAAACUUUCAGUGUUGGGUUUAUGCAACAGGCUUCUGUAACUGAAUAUCAUACACAGAACAUACUGGAGAUGAACACAAAUGUGCUUGUUUGUGUCCUCUGAUUUCUUCUGAAUCUCUCUGCAGCUUCUUUAAUUUUA